AUGUCGAGUGCGGUCCCCACAACCCCAACAAUCUCAGUGUGCGUCCCGGGAAAGAUCACCUUCGGCUCAUCCACUGGCCCAGUCCCACCAGAGGCGCUAAGCGCUCUUUCUGCUGUCGGAACGCUGUCGUUUUCUCGCUUCGGCAUCGACUGGAAGGAGACCUCCCUUGAGCACGUAUUCAAAAUGGACGUUCCUGGAAUCAAGAAGGAUGCCGUCAGCGUUGCCCUAGAAGACGGCAGGGUCCUCCAUAUCAGUGGCGAGAGGAAACGCGAACUCCAUGAGAAGAUCGACAAGUGGCACCGUGAGGAGCGCAGCAACGGCCAGUUUGAUCGCAAGUUCACUCUCCCUAACAAUGCCAACGUGGAUGAGAUUAAGGCUGCAAUGGAGGACGGGGUUCUCACCGUCACUAUGCCAAAGGUUGAAUUCCACGACAAGAAUGUUAUCAGAACCAUCGACAUUUCUUCUUGA
Molecule: messenger RNA, 468 nt
Organism: Abrus precatorius (Indian licorice)
Lineage: Eukaryota; Viridiplantae; Streptophyta; Magnoliopsida; Fabales; Fabaceae
Product: 16.9 kDa class I heat shock protein 3-like
Exons: 1
Coding region: 1-468 (155 amino acids)
Biological process (GO): protein complex oligomerization; response to hydrogen peroxide; response to salt stress
Source: RefSeq, a predicted model, not a curated record